GGCAACGCUCUCUUAGCCUUUUCGUUCACUUUACACACAGAGAGAGAGAGAGAGAGUGAGGAAAAUUUGGAAUUAUUUCAAAAGAGUUUUCACAACAUUUUCGGAAAUUCAGUCUAAGCAAAAUCCUAAACCAUUAAGAUAAAAACAAAUUUUAACUGGCUUAUUUCAAGCAAUUUGCGUUCGUUUUUGUAAAACUCAAGAAUCUGGCCAAGAUGAAUAUGCAAUUUCAAUAUAAAAAGGAUCACACAUUCGAUAAACGCCGUAACGAAGGCGACAAGAUACGCCGCAAAUAUCCGGAUCGUGUGCCAGUGAUUGUGGAGAAGUCACCAAAGACGCGUCAUGCUGUGCUCGAUAAGAAGAAAUAUCUGGUGCCCACCGAUCUGACAGUGGGACAAUUCUAUUUUCUCAUACGCAAGCGUAUAAAUCUACGUCCGGAUGAUGCUCUAUUCUUCUUCGUGAAUAGCGUUAUACCGCCAACAUCGGCCACAAUGGGUUCGCUAUAUCAGGAACAUCAGGAUAAGGACUAUUUCCUCUAUAUAGCCUAUUCGGAUGAAAAUGUUUAUGGGCAUCAGCAAUAGGCAACAAAUCUACAUAAUAUCUUUCGUUGUUUUUUUUUUGUUUCUUCUGCAAGUUAUACAAGUUUUUUGGGUUAUUCCAUGGAAAAAAAGGCACAAAUCAAGCUAAUUACGGGAAGAAUCCUCAACUGAAGCCAUUGAUGACUAACUAUUCAGCUAGUAAAUGUGUACAAAGAAUAAUUAAUAAAAAAUGGACUUCCCCGUCGUUGUGUAGAUGCUUUCAGUUCAUCAUUAUGGAA
Drosophila willistoni is the source of this 814-nucleotide messenger RNA. Its product is annotated as gamma-aminobutyric acid receptor-associated protein. The transcript has a single exon. Lineage: Eukaryota; Metazoa; Arthropoda; Insecta; Diptera; Drosophilidae. Gene Ontology annotation, molecular function: ubiquitin protein ligase binding; GABA receptor binding. Gene Ontology annotation, cellular component: autophagosome membrane; autophagosome; cytosol. Gene Ontology annotation, biological process: macroautophagy; cellular response to nitrogen starvation; autophagy of mitochondrion. The record is from RefSeq and is a predicted model, not a curated record. Bases 213 to 578 code for a protein of 121 amino acids.